Messenger RNA from Herpailurus yagouaroundi (jaguarundi), 3850 nucleotides. It is a transcript of the gene FNDC5, whose product is annotated as fibronectin type III domain containing 5. Bases 1356 to 1769 code for a protein of 137 amino acids. Gene Ontology annotation, biological process: positive regulation of brown fat cell differentiation. NCBI's taxonomy places the organism in Eukaryota, Metazoa, Chordata, Mammalia, Carnivora, Felidae. The transcript has 5 exons. The record is from RefSeq and is a predicted model, not a curated record. Gene Ontology annotation, molecular function: protein binding. Gene Ontology annotation, cellular component: extracellular region; plasma membrane.
UCUGGGUGGGCGGGAUGGACCCCUGAGCCUACUGCAGUCACUGUCUGGCCUGCCCCGUGUGCCGGCCUCAUCCUAACCCAGCCCAGGCUCUCCCCAGGCUCUGUAUCUGUCCCUUUGGCUUCUGGCGCCUCGCUCAUCUGUCCCUCUACCCAUCUCUCUGUGGCUCAGUGCUUUCUCCCUCUCUCUCUCUCUCUCUCUGCUUCCUCUCUACGUCUGUCUCUGAUAGCCCACUUGUCUGUUUUCUGGUUCUGUGUCUGCCGCCACCUGUCUGUGUCCCUCUGUCUCUAUCUCCACUUUGGCUUUGUCGCCCCAGGCCCAGCCCCUUGGGCCUCAGGUCCACCCCUCUGUGGGGUGAAGGGUGCUGGUCAGGGCCAGGUGUCCCCCUUGCAGCACUUGCCCCUUGGGAGACAGAGAGGCUGUGUGACUCACGGCCCUUCUCCUAGAGAGGUUCUUCCUUCCCUGACCUCCACCAUCCUGUCACUCUCCCUUCUUGACUGACCCCCUCUCACCCUUUUCCCAUAUCCAGAAGACUUGACCCACCCGUACUCUUGACUCUCCCGAGAGAACGUGCUCUGCGUGACCCCGUCUUCCCCUGCCACCUCCCUACCUGCCUCUCGAGGCUGGCAGAAUGUGGAGAAGAGGCUCACCUAGAUAGACCCCUCCCCGGGCUUCGUUCUGUCUGGAUCCUGGGUCACUACAAUACUGGGGGUUCCUCUUGUGAUCCUCAGUCCCAACCCAGGGCUCACCCUGGCCUGGCUCUUCUCGACCUCUGGGUCUUUCUCCUUCCCUCAAGGUCACUUGACAAUGUGGUAUUAUAGAAAGAGCACUGGACUGGGAGUCCUUUUGACUGCUUUUCAUCAGACUAACUUUCAGCACCUGCAACCCUGGCCACCUAUGCCUCCCCCCGCCCUACCAGCGCCCCCCCGCCCCCACCUCUUUCCACUCCUCCGUUAGAUCUGGCCCUAGCCCAGGCCCGUCAGUUCUAACUUGGACUGCUGAUCGGGCCGGUGUGACCAGUGGGGACUCCCAUCCUGGACAUGAGGAGCCUGGGGCCUCUCAGGCCUGGCUCUUCAACCACUGAUGAACUGAGAUGUGCCAGCCCCAUGGAGGCCUUGCUUUCUUCCUUCCCCACUGUGUGGCCUUCCCCAGGUUUCCACUUAUGAGACAGUGGGCCUGGGCCCCACAGCAGGGGGUGCUCAGGCUCAGGUGCCUCCCCACCCCCAGACAGCCCCUCGGCCCCAGUGAAUGUCACUGUCAGGCACCUCAAGGCCAACUCUGCAGUGGUGAGCUGGGACGUCCUGGAGGAUGAGGUUGUCAUCGGAUUUGCCAUCUCUCAGCAGAAGAAGGACGUGCGGAUGCUGCGCUUCAUCCAGGAGGUGAACACCACCACCCGCUCAUGCGCCCUCUGGGACCUGGAAGAGGACACUGAGUACAUUGUGCACGUGCAGGCCAUCUCCAUUCAGGGCCAGAGCCCAGCCAGCGAGCCAGUGCUCUUCAAGACCCCUCGUGAGGCUGAGAAGAUGGCGGCCAAGAACAAAGAUGAAGUGACCAUGAAGGAGAUGGGGAGGAGCCAACAGCUGCGAACCGGCGAGGUGCUGAUCAUCGUGGUGGUCCUGUUCAUGUGGGCCGGCGUCAUCGCCCUCUUCUGCCGCCAGUAUGACAUUAUCAAGGACAACGAACCCAAUAACAACAAGGAGAAGACCAAGAGUGCGUCGGAAACCAGCACACCAGAGCACCAGGGCGGAGGUCUUCUCCGCAGCAAGAUAUGAGAACCUUUUCAGUGCUCGCUCUGAGCAGCUCAGAAGAGACGGUGGAGAAGUGAGAGAUGUCAUGGUUCUGACGAUGAUUAUCCAACAAACAUCUGGCCCUCUCCACAUCUCCUCCCUCCAUCUCCUCACACCCCCUGGCUUACUGUCCUCUCUCUUGGCUUCUCUCUUUCUGCCGCGUUUUCCUGAAGCCUCUUUUUAACCCCCAUCUCCAGAAGCACCUCAACAAUGUCAGUGGCUGAGGCUGCGCUCAGAGGCAGGUCCGCAGGAUGCGCGAGAAACGGCCGGCGGGAUGGCCCUGCCGGGGGUGGACAGGGGGCCUGGGGCCGAGGGCCCAGCACCCAGUCUUGGCCACUAAGCGAGUGAGGCCGAAGGCUGGGUUUAAGAAGGCAGAGAGACGAGGCACGCGGGCAGGGCCACUCCUUUCCUUCCACGCGGGACGAGAGCCUGGCUUUUAGGCUGCAGCCCUUCCUUCUCGUGUCCUCUCUCUAGUUCCAACCUUGCAAGAAGUCUAUUCAAUUAGCCCUGGCUGCUUCUCUCAUUUUUUUCCUCCCAGUUUCCAAACAAGCCCUCGGUGAACAUCAUCGAAGCAUGACUGCCUGUCUGCAGGGAGAAGGAUUUCAUUUUUCUUCUCUGCUGUCCCCGGGUCCAUGGGCACCCGGACGGGGAGGACUGCGGAUGGGGGGAGGCACAGCCGGCCGCACCGUUGGCACUCUUCCCCAUCCUAGUCUGCUGAAGGAAACCGAACUGUGAACCCAAAAUCUGCAAAAAAUAAACAAGCCACAAAACUAAAAGGCCUGGCCCCAUUCUGGAAAAGGCAAAGCUGCAUGAGACACAGCCUUCUUUCUGCCUCCUCGCCUCUUCUGGACUGGCUUCCUCUUUGAGACAAUGCACAGAGCUCCCGGGAGAUGACAAGCACCUAGACUGACUUCAGCUGUGUCUUUCAGACUGAGAGCCUUCAGGAAAGCCACAGGGCAGGAGCACGGCUGCCAGCAAGCCUUUCCUGGAUCCAGCCAUCAAGGACUUGCGGUGUGAUGCACAACUUUGCGAGUGUGUAAGAUGUUAUGUUUUGUCUCUUUGGAAAAUGUGACGGAAGGGCUUCACUCCAGAGGGCAGAGGAAUUCCCCAAGCUGGUUGCCCGCAGCCUCUGUCUUCUUUGGCCCUUAUUUUGACCCUUAACAUAAUUAGUCUGCAGUCUUAAGAAGACGAGGUAGGAAAGAGACCUGGACGGUACUGGCCCCAUUUCUUUAGGAAGAGUCUUGGAAUUGUGACAAUGUUGGCUUACAUGACUGAAACGGUGUGUCCGCAUGGGACAUCCUGGGGGCUGCUAAAUCACCCGCUCUGGAAUGGAAGCUGCUAGAAGGCAGGCCUGAGCCAUUUACCACAGACAGAGCAGCCCUGGCCUCCGGGGUCUCCAUAUCUUGCCAUCUCAUCCAGGGUUCUGUGAAAGCUACCCAGGGUCCUCAUGUCCUUCCCUAGAGCCUGAGUGGUGUGAGGUGACAGGUCUCUCUCUCCACUGCCCCUUUCUGGCAAACAAAACAAAACAAAACAAAAAUGGUGCUUGACAAGGGAAGGCAGACUCUUCCCUAGGACUGCAAGUUACAGCCGCUGAAUGCCUGCGUGGGAAGAGAUGGGCCUCUGCGUCUUCCAUUGGUGGCUAAGGACGGGCAUGUGGGAGGACCACACCUAGCACAAGCCUGGCACACAGUAGGCGCUCAGUGAAUACCUGCUGAACUGAAUGGUAAGAGCAGUGGCCCCCAAGCCAGAGAGCUGAAAGCCAUCACCCAAAGACCGGCGCCACCAUCCGGUCUAGAAGAGCUCUCGUGGCUAGGCCAGCCACUGCUCUGCUUCGCCCUGGUGUGGCAGCGCAGGGAGGGAGGAGAGACAGGGUGAAAGGCAGAUGUCAGCAAUACUAAGGGCUUCCUCACGGGAGGGCAUGAGGCUCCACUCAUUGUCUUGUGACUUCCAUCCCUGCUGAAUGGGACUGCAAGGCCAAGGCUGCUUAGGGGAGAGGUCCUUACCUCUGAUUCAGUUAGAGCAAUAACCUCUUUUUAAAUGUAAAAUAAAAGACAAAUGAAAAGGCA